This is a messenger RNA of Schistocerca nitens (vagrant locust), 876 nucleotides long. RefSeq names its product tetratricopeptide repeat protein 36. The record is from RefSeq and is a predicted model, not a curated record. The transcript has 3 exons. Bases 38 to 589 code for a protein of 183 amino acids. Gene Ontology annotation, biological process: cilium assembly. NCBI's taxonomy places the organism in Eukaryota, Metazoa, Arthropoda, Insecta, Orthoptera, Acrididae. Gene Ontology annotation, molecular function: protein binding.
CUUUGACGAAAAAAAUAAACAACGAGAAAAGGUAAAAAUGUCAACGCAACACGAUAGGGAAAUACUUGAUACCAUAUUUAAUCCUUUAGGGUCCCUCGCAGACAAAUUGCCAGACGAGGCAACUGACGAAUCUGUUAAAGAUGAGGAAGAUGAAAGUGAUCCCACCGUCAAAGCCGCAAAGCAACUGGAAAUGGAUGCAGUCACCCUUGCAGAAUCUGGAAAUAUUGAGGCUGCCAUUAACCUGUUUACUAAGGCCAUAGCUACGGCACCUUCUAGACCUUCUGCAUACAACAAUCGAGCGCAAGCAUACAGGCUCGGUGGAAAAAUUUCAGAAGCUGUCGCAGACUUAAACUUGGCGAUACAGUUGAGCAACGGCUGUGGUAAAUCGGGGUGUCAAGCACUUUGCCAGCGAGGUAUUAUUCGUCGUAAGGAGGGCAAUGAUGACCUAGCAAAGGAAGAUUUCAAAGCUGCAGCAAACUUGGGAAGCAAAUUUGCAAAGCAUCAGCUAGUGGAAAUGAAUCCAUAUGCAGCACUCUGCAAUCAGAUGCUUCAUGAUGUUAUGAAAAAAUUACAGGCACAGGAAGCAUAAAACACUCAAUUGUGUCAUAUGGAUAAACGGAAACUGGCAAUACUCUUUCAAUUUCUGACUCUGUUACAUUAAACAUGUGGGAGAAGGGAUACUAAGCACACAACACCAACUGAAGAUAAUCAUGCAAAUUACUAAAUAAUGAUAUUAACAGAAUCUUUCAAGGUGUUCUGAGGAAUGGCAAAAAAGGAAAAAAAAAAUGCUAAUGAAGAUGGUUAAUGGUUAAUUCAGGAAAAAGAUCAUACUGUAUAUUUGAUUAUCAAAAUAAACACUGUUCUUUAUAACAUUUA